UAUAUGUGCGAAAACCUUCAGAGACCACACAGUCUUCUCUCCUUGUUUAUUCUUGUUUCUUGCCCUUUCUUCUCGGUUUCAAACCUCGUCCGUGGGAUUGGAUUUGUCAUUUGCGGGCUAAUUGGCACUCCAAGUCACUAAUCGUGCCAUUUCGCUUGAUCACGGUUUUGUCGGUUCGUCUCCAUUAUCUCAAUCAUUCGUCCAUUCAUAUACUCCAUCAGAUUCUGGCUCUUUUAGAUGCAGAAGCCGGGGAUAAUAUAAACAGGAUCUUUUGACAUUUUCCCUCUCCUAGUCCUACCGUGACAUUGCUCGCUCACCGAUGAGCCCUUCACACGAGCUGCAAUCAGGCAUGGCAUCCCGUUUUACUCUACUGGCGUGCAUCGGCGCGCUGUUUGCCGGCGCUGCCGCCCCUGUUCCGCCGGCAACAUUCGUCUUCGGCGACUCGCUCGUCGACGCCGGCAACAAUAACUACAUCGCCACGCUGUCCCGGGCGAAUUAUGCCCCCAACGGCAUCGAUUUCGACGGCCACCAGGCCACCGGCCGGUACACCAACGGCCGGACCAUCGUCGACAUACUAGGGCAAGAGAUGGGGCUGGGAGGGUUUGUGCUGCCCUACAUGGACCCAAACACCACCGGCGACGUCCUGUUCAGAGGCGUCAACUACGCGUCCGGCGGCGGCGGCAUACUCAACCAGACCGGGAGCAUCUUCGGUGGGCGUAUAAACCUGGAUGCGCAGAUUGACAACUACGCCAAGAACCGGCGCGACAUGAUGACACAGCACGGGGAGGUGGCAGCGGUGAGCCGGCUGAGGGGCGCUCUCUUCUCGGUCACCAUGGGCUCCAACGACUUCAUCAACAACUACCUCGUCCCCGUCCUGUCCGUGCCGGAGCGCGCCGUGACGCCCCCGGAGGCCUUCAUCAACGGCAUGAUCGCCAAGUACCGGCAGCAGCUCAUCAGGCUGUACCUUCUGGACGCCCGUAAGAUCGUGGUGGUGAACGUGGGGCCGAUCGGCUGCAUCCCGUACCUGAGGGACAUUAUGACGACCGGGGCCGGGGCGUGCGCCGAGUUCCCGAACCAGCUGGCCCAGUCCUUCAACCGCAAGCUGCGCGCCGUGGUGACCGAGCUGGGCGCCGGCCUCGGCGGCUCGCGCUUCGUCUACGCCGACGUCUACCGCAUCGUCUCCGACGUCAUCGCCAACUACAAGUCGCACGGGUUCGAGGUGGCGGACUCGGCGUGCUGCUACGUGGGCGGGCGGUUCGGCGGGCUGGCGCCCUGCGGGCCCACGUCGAGCUACUGCGCGGACAGGUCCAAGUACGUGUUCUGGGACGCGUACCACCCCAGCGACGCCGCCAACGCGCUCAUAGCCGCCCGCAUCCUCGACGGCGACCCGGCGGAUAUCUCCCCUGUCAACGUGCGCCAACUGCUCUUCGACGAUGCUUAGCUUGGAACCAACGGACUUAUGAAUCAAACAGGGCCUUAUUGUAUCUCAGAGGCUGUUGUUCCUUCCGUGACUUCCCGCAGAGUGUCCGCGUGCUGUUUUGGAAGUGCUUGGUCCUAUUUGUUCAGUUUGCCUAUCCCAUUCUAGCCACGCUUCAUCUGCGAGGUGUGUCUACUAAUAAAAAAAGGAAAAAAACGA
Messenger RNA from Triticum dicoccoides, 1636 nucleotides. RefSeq names its product GDSL esterase/lipase At4g16230-like. The coding region runs from base 320 to 1441 and encodes 373 amino acids. NCBI's taxonomy places the organism in Eukaryota, Viridiplantae, Streptophyta, Magnoliopsida, Poales, Poaceae. Gene Ontology annotation, molecular function: hydrolase activity, acting on ester bonds. The record is from RefSeq and is a predicted model, not a curated record. The transcript has 6 exons.